AUGCAGAGCAGGGUGAUGCGUCUCCGACACUUUGCAAGUCAGAACUGGCAGACGUUCCGGCGACGUCCGCUUGCAGAGAUCUCAGGUGCAGUUGGUGAUCUCGGGACCUUCCUACCAAUCCUAAUUGCGUUGACCGUAAACGAAUCGAUUUCACUACCAAGUACGCUGGUGUUUUCGGGAAUAUGGAAUAUUCUUACGGGCCUAUUUUUUGGUAUCCCGCUGCCUGUUCAGCCGAUGAAGGCAAUUGCAGCUGUGGCAAUCGCGGGGAAAUAUAGUGCUGGCCAGGUUGCUGCGGCUGGACUGUUUGUGGCUGCCUGCAUAUUUCUCUUGAGCGUGACUGGAGCUUUGCGCUGGCUUUCUGGCGCAGUACCUAUCCCGGUUGUCAAAGGAAUACAAGUUGGAGCUGGUUUGUCGCUUGUUGUAUCUGCUGGUACUACGCUGAAGGGCUCUCUCUCAUGGAUUCAGCCAUCGUGGGCAGAUAACUAUAUCUGGAUGAUUGCUGCAUUUGUUGGCCUUGUGAUAACAAACGUUUACCGGCGCAUUCCCUAUGGACUAAGCGUGUUUAUCCUAGGCCUAGUGUUUGCUAUUAUACGUCUUGCAGUUUCAGGGGAUGGCCUCCUGCCUGGUUUCCGUUUCUGGAGGCCGUGGCUUACUGUGCCGGGUCUACUGGAUUGGAAUUCUGGCAUUCUUGAUGCUGGAGUCGGCCAGGUACCACUUACAACGCUCAAUUCUGUCAUUGCCGUGGUGCACCUUGCUGCAGACCUGCUACCGGACGUACAAACUCCAACGGUUACAGAAAUCGGAUUGAGCGUAGCUGCCAUGAACCUGAUUGGCAUCUGGUUUGGAUCAAUGCCAGUAUGCCAUGGAUCCGGCGGUCUUGCAGCUCAAUAUCGAUUUGGAGCGCGAUCCGGUGCCAGUGUCAUUUUCCUAGGCCUUGUCAAGGUAAUACUCGGUCUGCUAUUUGGCAAUACGAUUGUUGACCUGCUGGCGAAAUUCCCCGUCGCAUUUUUGAGCGUGAUGGUGAUUGCCGCCGGCCUAGAGCUAGCUAGCGUGGGCGAGUCGUUGAAUACGUCCUCGGCCUGGGACUUGGGCUCGCACGGAGACGGCAGAGGCUUGACCGGAGUGAUCUCGGGGGCAUCCCUAGACACCGACGAGCGGAAGAAGAGAUGGACUGUAAUGAUCGUCACUAUUGGAGUGCUGGUCGCGUUUAAGAAUGACGGGCUAGGCUUUGUAGCUGGUAUGCUAUGUCACUGGACAUAUGCUCUCCCGGCUCUCGUCGACAAGCUGCGAUCCAGGCUUUCCCAUGGCAGAGUUAGACUGCCCACAGACAGCUGA
This is a messenger RNA of Nannizzia gypsea CBS 118893, 1335 nucleotides long. RefSeq names its product sulfate transporter. Gene Ontology annotation, molecular function: molybdate ion transmembrane transporter activity. NCBI's taxonomy places the organism in Eukaryota, Fungi, Ascomycota, Eurotiomycetes, Onygenales, Arthrodermataceae. Bases 1 to 1335 code for a protein of 444 amino acids. Gene Ontology annotation, biological process: molybdate ion transport. The record is from RefSeq and is a predicted model, not a curated record. The transcript has a single exon.